This is a messenger RNA of Thelazia callipaeda (thelaziosis nematode), 3237 nucleotides long. NCBI's taxonomy places the organism in Eukaryota, Metazoa, Nematoda, Chromadorea, Rhabditida, Thelaziidae. The record is from the annotation of a GenBank genome assembly.
AUGGAAAAAUGGAGGGAUUUGUUGAUGAGUCAUGGGAACGUGUCAACAGAAUUAAUAGAGUGGCCGAAAGAGCAUACACUGAGACUUUCUUUUGCAGGGAGCGAGUCAAAAGUGCAAAUGGAUUUGCUGAUGCAAUCAGCAGCUGCAUGCGGUGCGUGCUCAGAAUUGUCUGAAAAGCUUGCAAUCAAAACUGAGGUAUGCAAAAGUCUGCCAAACAGUGCUAGGAUAUGCGAAAUAUCAGAACACGCGUCAGUAGUUCAAGAGAGUAUUACUGCCUGGAUGCCUGAGAUUUUUGCAUUAGCAACAAAGCGCAAACAUCACAGCCGCAUUCAUAGUACGCAACAGUCAAGUCCAGUAAACAAAGCGCUCCAGCAGUCACGUGAGCACAGUACAGCUAACAAGCGACAUCAUCAAGUCAACAGUAUGAGUAAACUCGUGAAGCUAAGUCGAAGAAAAAGAGCUUUGAAACAUGUGCUGAAGGAAGGUACUCCUAAUAUGCUGGAAAUGGAUAAUAGAAAGCAGAAGUUGCUUUGUAAGUACCGGAGAUCAUGUUAUGAGACAGGCAUAAUACCGGAAAUACUAUCAAAUUACGAGAAGUUAGCAGAAAUGUUGCACAUGCGUAAGGAGCCGGUAGAGGAGAAAAAGGAGAAAAAUGAGAAAGAAAUAAAAAUUCUGUGCAGGUACCGCUUGUCGUGCUAUCGAGAAGUGGGGAUAAAUAGAGAACUCGAACAAGAAAAAGCGAAGCAUUCUCCUCUAUUUUCUAAACAAAAAACAGCACGAACCAGAAGACCAAAAACUGUCAACGAAAUCGCAAGAAUCGCUCUGGCACGUAUUCAGGAAAGCGAGAGAAUUGCUGCCACAAGACCUAUACCUAAGAGUCUUAUUGUAAAAAAGAAACUAAAUGAGAUAGAGGAAGAAAAAAACAGGCGUCUUGCGUGUAAAUACCGUGAGUCCUGCUACCGCACAGGUAUCAUUCCACACACUAUGACAUUUAGUGAAGCACUGCAAAACAUAUAUCACCUCCUUGUGAAAUACAUACCUCUCUUGGUUCAAAAUCAAGACACCACUAAUAAAGAAUUCAACAAUUUCAGCGAGUACGACAAGCGAUUGUACUGCAAGUAUCGCAAAUCUUGCUACAUUUCUGGCGACAGGCCUGCCAUCUCCAACAUUACUUACAGCGACAUCUUCCAGCAUACUGUCAUCGCGAAGAAAACAGAUGAAUUACUACCAUUGCAAUUAAGAUGCAAAUACCGUAAGUCAUGUUAUGAUACCGGCAUUCUAGCUGAAUUCAACAUGAAAAGAGAUACUAUGAAAGAAGAAAAAAAAGAGAAACCAGACCAAGCAGUCAAAUCUUUGUACGAUUUGAAAAUGCUUUGCAAGUACAGAAAAAGUUGCUACAUGCAAAAAGCUCAGGAGCAACAGUUCGUCAACGUUCAAGAUGCAGUUAAUGAGAGUCAACGACUGAUCCUGCAAAUGCAAGAAGCGCAAGAAAAGAAAGAGACUAUGGCAGAAAAUAUUUUGUCCACAUUGUCUUCUCAAAAAGAAUCAACCCAGUAUAUCAAAGAAACAGCAGCGGAAGAGAAGGAAACACAUAUAAUAUCUCAACAGAGUGAACCAAGCACCAAGGUUAACGAAUCUAAAGAUUUAAAAGAUCGCAUGGGAAUAGCAACACUCGUACAAGAAGAUACAGAUGCCACAAAAGUCGAUACUGAGGUGAAAAGUGGUCAAAGUAAGGACGAAAAGACCAUGAAAACAAAAAAUGCAAAAGCGAAGAAUACCUUACCUAGAAUAAAGCAAAAAAGUAAAAAAGGGUUGGAAGUGCUACCAACACAUGCUGCAAAAAGUGCUUCCUCAUCACAGAAAACUGCGAAGACUACGCAAGUAGAAUCGUUAGACGCUACUGUUCGAAUGGAAAAGCUGAAGAGGGAACAGAGAAUGGCGAAAGAAAGGCAAAUGCCAACCACACAGACAGCACAUGAUCAGCAAGAAGGCGGAGACAAAAAAAGGAAAAAUGAGUCCAUAUCACAUCUAUUUGCAACAUCCAUAACACAAACCUCUACAACAUCGUCCGAACAAGAGCUGGAAAAAAACAGAAACAUGGCACCUCCUAAACUUAUUAAUAUUUCUGACGACAGGCUCAGUCCCUUAGAUAUUAAAAUACUAUGCAAGUACCGAAAAUCUUGUUAUAAGAGUGGAGAAGUUCCAUCAAUUCAACUGGCAAAGACGAUACAAGAACUGCGAAAAAAGGAUGAAAAUUACCAGCCACUUCAAAUACGAUGCAAAUAUCGCAAAUCGUGCUAUGAAACUGGCAAACAAUCGGACAACUUCACAUCUGUAACAGUGACUGAAGAAAACAAAAAAGUACCAGUUAAACUGCGAUGCAAGUAUCGAAAAUCAUGUUAUCAGACAGGGCAACUGCCAGCUACUGACAAAUACGAUUUUGGUCUUUCAUUUUUACGAGUCUUUCUGAAAGAAUUUGAUGCAAUGGAAAGUACGGAAAUGCGAGAAAAAGAAAUGAGUGAAAAACAGAGGAAACUAUUUUGCAAAUACCGCAAGUCUUGUUAUAAAACGGGUAAGUUGCCAAUAUUUCUGAAUCAAACAGUACACGUAAUUGUUGAAAACAUUAAGGAACAAUACAAGAAUCCACAACUUAAAUGCAAAUAUCGUAAGUCAUGCUAUGAAAGCAUGAAAUUGGACAUACUCCUGGAUAAAGUUCGCAAAAAGGAGAGAGAAAAGAAGACGCAAGAAGGCAUCGCAAAAUCUUCUUAUCAAGCCAACAUCGUUAUUAAAUACAAAGAAAAGGAGAUACAGAGAGAAGUAUCAUCAGGAGAUAUGGAUGAGGAGAGCAAGAGAUCACGCAUUAAGAGAAGCAAACAGCUCAAGUCUGAGAGUGACGAGGAGGAAUACAUGCAGACAAUGCCGCUCGAUAGCCAUUCAAGACAAAAAGCAAUCACGCCACAACAAUACAGCAAAGCAAAAAAACUUAAGUGUAAAUACAGAUUGACGUGCUACAGGGGUGAGCAGUCACUGCCUCGUUUUAUAGCUAACGACAAGUACACUGAGAAAAAGAAAGAAAUUAACAUUAGAAACUUUCGUCGUCCAAAUGGCGCUAUUUGCAACAUUUACUACUUAUCAUGUCGCAAACAAGCCGGUUUGCCUAUUCGCGAACGUGCGCCUAUUGGACCGAAUGGACGACGUCUUUGUCGAAAAAAGAAAAAAGACGAACGCAGUAAUUAG